Messenger RNA from Prorocentrum cordatum, 3926 nucleotides. The record is from the annotation of a GenBank genome assembly. Lineage: Eukaryota; Dinophyceae; Prorocentrales; Prorocentraceae.
CAGUUAGACAUUAUGAAUUCAGAGAUUCUGGAGUUGUCUCGGCACCUGGGCACGUUCCUCGCGAUGGAGAUGAGAGGCAAGGCUCAGGCGAUGACGAAGUCAGCGGGCGCUGGCAAUGAGUUCGAGGCACUGAGGCAGAUCUACGCGAACGACUGCCCACAGGGCGGCGCGUCGGAGCAUGGCUUGCCCACGACGAUCGCCCAGCCGAGGUGGUGGGCGAGCGACGAUCGCUCGAGGUGGAGCUUCGCGGAGGCAUUGCACGAUUGGGGUCACGUGGUCACGCAGCAUGAGCUAGCGAGCCAUGACACGAUGUCGGACAGGCUGAAUUGCGCGACGAUCAUUGGCCACGCCCACCUCGCGGCUAGGAUGGCCCUAGAGCACAACCUGGAUGAGAACGCGAAGGUGGAUGCGAUUGGCCAAGUUGACGCGAUCGGCUUCGACAAGCCCCGUUGCAUCUGCAAGGAGCUCGGCCGCAUGGCGGAGCAGUGCUCGCCCAGCCAGAAGGGCAAGGGCAAGGAUUCAGAGGGCUGCGGCAAAGGAAGAGACCACGGAAACAAGGGCGGCCACGGCGGCGGCCAUGGCGGAGACAAAGGUGAUCACGACAAGACCUGCCAUUACUGCAAGGAGAACGGCCACAUCAAAGCCACUUGUUUCAAGCUCAAGAAAGAUUUGGAGGAGAAGAAGACAGGCACCGUCUAUCUUGUCGAGGAGCAAGACGGCGAGGUCAACGCGAUGGUCGCGCCGAGCGACGACUCUGACGAGUCUGGGUUCUGCACGGCGCUGGAGAGCUACGAGAACCACAACUCGAUUAGUGCGAAGAUCAGGGACAACGACUCGACCAGCGACCAGGCGGAGAUCAGGGACCACGACUCGACCAGCGACCAGGCGGAGAUUAGGAACCACGGCUCGACCAGCGACCAGGCGGAGAUCAGGGACUACGACUCCACCAGCGACCAGGUGGAGAUCAGUGACCAGGACUCGGUCGAAGACCAGCUGGAGGACGAGUUCCGGCGCCACUACUGCGAUGAUGCACUAGUCAUGGCGGUCGGCACUGGCGCACAGCCUGUGGACUACGACCUCGACGAGUUCUUGAUGCUGGACGGCGGGGGCGACGAGCACCGCGCGAGGCGGACCUUCGCCAGGCACAGCGUGGUGGUCUGCAACGCCAUCUUCAAGAUCGGCCCCUUUGCUCGCAAUCUCCUCAGCACUGGCAAGGUCCAUGAUGCAGGCCUCGACGUGAUCCACUCCCACUGCGAAGGCUGCUACGUCGGGCUCCGCAAGCCCAACGACGCAUACGUCAAGGCCCCGAUGAUUCGGAAGAGGAACACGUUCGGCGCGCCUGCGAACGUGCACAAGGACAUCCAGGACGCGAAGCGCGCGAUCAAGGAAGGGAACCGGCAGGCGGACGGAGCUGCAGCGUCUGCGCCCAUGGCAGAGGGCGCCGGGUCGGCUUCGUCGGGGUCUGGCGGCGCGGCCCCCAGGGUGGCUCCAGCGGCGGCGGCUGAGCCGGCGGAGGGGCCACCAGUGAGGAGCCCAGCAGGAGCAGAGCUGGGACUUGGGUCUCGAGUCGACCUGCUACGAGCUCGCCUGAAGGAGCUGAGCGCUUCGAUCUACGGCACCAAGGAGCAGAGUCGCCUAGUCCACGCCGAGCCCCAGCACAAGCAAGACCUCGAUUUCAAGAAGGCUGUCGAGGAGCGGCACCAGCAGCAGGUUGACGGCCAGCCUGUGACAGAGGAGCAGCACGAGGCCCCUGGUCACGCGGCGUUCAAGAAGUGGCGCCCUGGGUGCGUCUUCGGCCUGGGGCCCGAGGACCCGCACGUCAAGCAGCCCGUCUACUGCGGGACCGUCAGGGACGAGCUGAUCAUCUUCGAUUGGGCCUUCAACGACACCAAGGACACCGACAAUGUCUGCAACGAGGCUGCAGAUGAUCACGCGACCAAGCACCUCAUGAGGUUCACGCAGCAGCUGGCGCAUCAGAAGCCCGAGCUCAGGUGCUACACUGAGCCUGCGGUGAAGGCGCUCCAAGACAAGGUUGCCAAUGCUAGGAGCGAGGAGAGCCUCGAGACCAGGGUCUCGCAAGGCCGCGCGAGGGACAGCAAGCCGAUGGGCUUCGUCGAGACGCGCAUUCGGCGGUGGUGUGGGCGUUCAAAGGCGAACAGGGCCCAGGCCGAGAGGAACUAUGGGAUCAAGCUCAUACCGCAGUCUCCCCUUUGGCCGUUCCUCGCUCACCACGCUGCGAAUGCGGCGAACUGGUUCAGCAGGAGUGCAGACGGGUACACGGCCCACUUUGCAGUCUACGGCAUGAACUACACUGGAGCUGCGGCGCCAUUCGGCGAGACAGUGAUGGCGAGGGUCACAGACUCCAGGACCGUAAGCAGGCUGCCAAAAGGCAAAACCCACGACAAGGAGCUGUUCCUGAAGGUCUGCGGAGAGCCCUGGAAGGAGAGGAUCGCCCACAUGCCCUGCUCCCUCGUCAUGGGCGGCGGCAAGGGCGAGGUCGCGCCGACGCCGCUGGAGGCCAUGGGCACGGAGGCCGAGGGGGCAGCCUCAGAGGCAGCCCCGCUUGCAGGCGAGCCGCAGGAGAGACGCUGCGAUGCCAGCUGUUGCGAGUUCGGCAACGGGCUCGGCUACGAGGCCAAGGUCUCCGAACGGCGACGCCAUCCUCGGGCGUCGCGUUUCGAGGAUAUGAUCGCCGGGGCCGUCGAGGACAUCAGCGAGCAGCUUGACUACAUGGCGCUCCCGACGGCGAAAGAGCUUACAGACUGGAACACCAGUGGCUUCCCCAUGGAGGAGGCGGCGCAGGCAGGCCUUUCCGCGUACGUCGUCUGGAAGUUGGAGAAGCAGGUUCCUGGCAGAAGGGCGGCGAGUCGUGAGUGCGUCGGCUAUGCUGCCGGCCACCCCCUGGAUUGUGGGCUUGAGCUGAACGACGCCAGCUCGAAGUCCUACCGCAAGCCGAUGACCAGGCUCGGUCUGGAGCUACACAUGGUCAGGACGAAGCGGAAGCUGAAAGACAGCGACGUUGUCAUCGAGGGCCGGUUCGAGUACUUGAAGCGCACCACGAUCAGGACCGACGAGGGCAUCUUCUUGCAGCCGCAGGAGAAGCGCAGCAUGAGCAUCAUCUCCGAGUUGGGGCUGAAAGGUGCGAAAGCGGUCAAGGCUCCAGACAUGGGGCCAGAAGAGAUCUUCGAGCACUCCCCACCCCUGGUCGACAAGCAGAUUUCGAGGCAUCGUUCACGCGUGGGGAGUGGGCUCUACUUGGCACAGGAUCGCGCGGACAUCCAGCGGGCAGUGGGAAUGUUGGCAGCUGACCUGGCGAACCCGACUGAGCACUUCUGGAAGAGGCCGAUUCGGCAUGGGCGCUAUUUGGUCGGCGCCAACGAGCUGGGCGCGUUCCUCCCGAAGGUCGACGCGAAGAUCUACAAGAAGGGCGCGAUCAGUGAUCAUGGCGGAAAGAAGGCAAAACGCAAGAGCACUACCUGCGGGGUUGCGUGUGCGGAAGGGGUGGCGUUGGCGACGCUGGUUCGGAGGCAGGACUUGAUAGCUGUGAGUUCGGGUGAGAGCGAGUUCUACGCACUGACCACAGUGGCGAUGGACGGCAAGAUGGCGAGGGACCACUUCACCUGGUUCGGGUUUCGUGUCGAGUGGACCUUGGAGACCGACUCUUCAGCAGCUCGGUCGAUUUCCUUAAAACAGGGAGCCGGGGAGGUCCGCCAUCUGGACACGAGGGCUCUGUGGGCGCAGCACGCGACGCGCCUGCCGGGGUGGAAGGUCCCGAAGUGCAAAGGGAGCGAGAAUCCAGUUGACAUCGGAACGAAGUCACACGCGGCCGACGCGCACGAGCAGUUGUGCAAGCAGGCUGGACCACGUCGCUUGAGCGGCGACUUCGGGGCAGUUCGUGAGGUCGAGGAGAACGCGGCGAUUGAGAG